AUGCAGGCUCGGCAUGUAAAAGUAGAUGUUGAUAAUUUAAUCAGUUACUUUAUUGAAUCUGUGAUUCAUUUGUAUUUAUACGAAAGAAAUGUUUACCCCCGUGCUUCUUUUACUGACUUUGUCGCUUUUGGCCUGCAUUUAAAGACCUGCGAUAAUCCCGAUGUAAAGAAGUACAUUUUCGACUGUAUUGAAUCCUUACGACCCCAGAUUUCGGAGAUAGAUGAAUUGCGUGUUGUAAUUAAAUCUAUUUCGGCCAGUCCAUUUGAGUCGAAACCCAUUGAAUCACUUGUUUUACAGUUCAAUAAACUAAAUGAAGAGUUUAUCCGACAGGAUAUUUGUUUCUCGUUACUACAAGAAUAUUUUGCUACUAUAUUGAUUCGUUUGAAAAUUCUUGACUCUUUUCUGCAACCCCUAGAGUUUGAGACGACUUGGGAACCGUGGGUACAUUUCUGUUCGUCUUCAUAUCAAAAUGAAAAUCCUACAAUGUCAUGGAGUUUGAUACCAAAUAACAAUACAAAUGUUACUAAUUCCGGUUCAGUUUAUCCUAUCAAAUCAUUCCAAACUGAAGAUAUUCAAAUGCAAGUGUUUUUACUUCAGUAUUGA
Messenger RNA from Schistosoma margrebowiei, 603 nucleotides. The record is from the annotation of a GenBank genome assembly. NCBI's taxonomy places the organism in Eukaryota, Metazoa, Platyhelminthes, Trematoda, Strigeidida, Schistosomatidae.